AUGCAACUGAGAAACACCCACAGUCGCAGGCAUGACAUGGUGAUGAUCCUUAUCGAGGAAUACCAGUCCCUCCCGACCAACACCGUGUACGUGAUCGAAGACGUGGAAAUGAUCCCGGCACCGGCAUUCACCUUCUGCCCGAAGCCAUCCACCCUCGGCCGCUUCCCAGACUAUCUCAUCAUGUCGACACAGUGGCGGUUGGAACUCAAAACCUCCACGUACAUAGAGAAAUUCCAGAACAUUUCCAUACCUCUUCUCCGAUUGUUCGAAGUGGCUCCCAAAGGAUGGCUGCGUGUGGCAAAUGAGUCAAUAAUCAAUGGAGAAACCAUCUUUCAGCUCGACGGUGUUGGCCAUUGGAGCGAGCGAACCUUUCUCGGGAAUUUCGAGGAAAAGGAUUUUCCUUAUUAUUUCAAGUGUUUCUCCAUAUUCCCAAAGAGAGAAAUAACCGUCGGGGAGAAUAGUUGCUCCAAUAUUCUCCUCAAAUUCAAAUUCAUGGGAAUCAUGACUUCAGACUUCCAGAACAAAAUGCAGAUCGACGUUUACAUCCACGAUAAUUCGGAGGAAUUCACCAAUGUGUUCGGUUUGGCACCCGAAAAAAUAACAAUAUUCAACGGCACAAACACGAGACUCAUGGUUCGCCCUCAGGUCGUCCAGAGACUGAGCAAAAGGACGGCUCCAUGCGUCGGGGAUUAUGGAUACAGCCAUUCUAGGUGUUGGGAAAACUGCUUCUGGGAACACGUCCAGUUGCACAUGGAUCUACCGUGCCUCAGUCCAUCCUUCCUUUCCAAGGACGUGAAUCUUACCGCGCCCAACUGCACUGACAUGAAUGCUGAACUUGACGUCCUGUCGAUGUUGCACAAGAUCCACAACAACAGCCUACCCCAGGGGUGGAAGGAAUGCAACUGUCCCAAGCGUUGUAACAUCACCAAAUAUGAUGUCCUUGCCCCUCCAACCGACGCGUGCGAUGUGGAAAAUGAAAGGAAAUUAGAAUUGAAUUAUUCUCGGCUCCUCAUCAGCUUCCCUUCAAAACAAGUCCCUUACUUUCGGGAGCAGGAGAAGUUGACCCUCCUGGAUGUCCUGUCCAACAUCGGCGGAAUCGUCGGCGUCUGCCUCGGCGCAUCGCUCAUCACAUUAUACGACAUGGUUGAGAUGGCGUUCUCGACCAUCCGCUGCAAAUUAAUGCGGCGGAAAAAUGAGGUCAUUGAUAGCGGUAUCGUUUAA
This is a messenger RNA of Darwinula stevensoni, 1221 nucleotides long. The record is from the annotation of a GenBank genome assembly. Lineage: Eukaryota; Metazoa; Arthropoda; Ostracoda; Podocopida; Darwinulidae.